AUGGCAGCAGUAAAAAGCUCAUUCCCUAGUAAAUCAAUUACAAAGACCGUAGUCAAAUCAGUUAAAGUCAAAGUAGAAAAGACAAUAACAUUUAAAUAUGAAAGAAAUACUUCUAGUAAAUUCAAAUUUGGUGCUCAUGUAGGUAUGUCGGGUGGUAUUUCAAAGGCAGUUACAAAUGCUAUGGAUAUCGGUGCUAAUAGUUUUGCAUUAUUUCUUAAAUCACCUCGUAGAUGGAUAUCACCAGAUAUUAAACCUGAAGAAAUUGAGAAAUUUAAACAAUUAUGUGAUAAAUAUGGAUAUGACCCAAGGAAAGAUGUUUUACCUCAUGGAUCAUAUUUUAUUAAUUUAGGUAAUCCAGAUCCAACUAAAGAGGAACAAGCAUAUGGAUCAUUUCUUGAUGAUUUAAAACGUUGUGAAUCAUUAAAUAUUGGAUUAUAUAAUUUCCAUCCUGGUUCAAAUUUAGAUUCUGAUCAUAAAUUAGCUUUGGAAAGAUUAGCCAAGAAUAUAAAUCGAGCAAUUAAAGAAACUAAAUUUGUGAAGAUUGUUAUUGAAAAUAUGGCAGGUCAUGGGAAUUUAAUUGGAUCAAAUUUACAAGAUAUUAGAGAUGUUAUAGAUAUGGUUGAAGAUAAAUCAAGAGUUGGAGUUUGUUUAGAUACUUGUCAUUCAUUUGCUGCAGGAUAUGAUAUAUCUGAUGAACUGAAAUUCAACAAAUUCUUAUCCCAAUUUGAUGAAAUUGUCGGUCCGGAAUAUCUAAGUGCUAUUCAUCUAAAUGACUCCAAGGCUCCCUUGGGAGCAAAUCGAGAUUUACAUCAGAAAUUAGGUUUGGGAUUCCUUGGAUUGGAAGUAUUUAGAGUAAUUGCCAAUUGUGAACGUUUACAAAAUAUACCAAUCAUUUUAGAAACUCCAGUUGAAGAUGAUGAUUCUGUAUAUGGAGAAGAAAUUAAAUUGUUGGAAUGGUUAGAAGAUAAACUGAUUGAUGAUAAAGAAUAUAUUACCAAAAGAGAUGAAUUGUUUAAAUUGGGGGCAAAAGAACGAGAUGAGCAAUUAAAGAAAUAUGAAGCAAAAGUAUCUAAAGCUACAAAGAGAUCAGCUAAGGGUGAUAUUGCUUCAAUGGUUACUAAAAAGACCAAAACUAAAUAG
Hemisphaericaspora subhashii is the source of this 1140-nucleotide messenger RNA. It is a transcript of the gene APN1, whose product is annotated as DNA-(apurinic or apyrimidinic site) lyase. Gene Ontology annotation, cellular component: nucleus; mitochondrion. The coding region runs from base 1 to 1140 and encodes 379 amino acids. Gene Ontology annotation, biological process: base-excision repair. Gene Ontology annotation, molecular function: phosphoric diester hydrolase activity; DNA binding; DNA-(apurinic or apyrimidinic site) endonuclease activity. The record is from RefSeq and is a predicted model, not a curated record. NCBI's taxonomy places the organism in Eukaryota, Fungi, Ascomycota, Pichiomycetes, Serinales, Debaryomycetaceae. The transcript is spliced from 2 exons.